AUCACUCUUCCCUUUUCUGUAAUGAAUCAAACAACAUGAUUGUAUGUUAUCACAACUGUGAUGACGGUUAUUGGUUCGAUCAGGAUGUCAAGCCUGAUUAUUGGUGUGGAAAUAAAACAUUCCAUUUGUGGGAUUUUCAAACGGAGGAAAAUCCUUAUGCACGACUCCCAUCUUGCUCAGAAAUUCAAGAGUCGUUGAUGAUUUAUGUGAACUAUACUUCUUUUUACGACCUAUGGGAAUGCGAAAGUGAAACAGAAAUGACAAUAGCAUCAAAAAUAAGCAAUGGAUAUAAAGAACUAUCAUGGUAUAUCUCAUCAUCUUGCCUUAUGACAAACUAUGAGAUUCAUAAUUGUAAUGAAAACGAACAGCGUACCAGGCGUGAUAUCAGCAAUGUGAACAUUGGAUUUACGGUAACCCUUACCUGCAAUACCACAAAACAUGACACACGGACCUGUUAUUACGGGCUUGCAGAUGCAGUGGUGGAAAUGAGGUCUCUAGAAAACAAUGGUCAAUCAUUUAACAUUCUCAUUGGGUAACGAUACCUACCAAAUAACACAGAAUCAAUCGACCUCAGACAGUUGGUUAAAGUGUCCAUCUGGUUCUAUUGCUAAUGUGGCGUUUUGUGUUCCUUGUAGUAUUGGUCAUUAUCUAUCAAAUGAAGAAUGUUUACCGUGUCAAGUCGGUACAUACCAGCUAUUGACGGGCCAGACAUUUUGUUUUGUAUGUCCAACUGGAACAACUACUGAAGGAAUUAGCUCUGUUUCUAUAGAUGAUUGUAACAAAUCAAUUGCAACUGAUGAUACAGGCACUGUUUUUACAAUAUUAGGAUUGGCUAUCAGUAUAGUGGUUUUAUUUACCAUUAUCAUGUUUAUGGUAGUUUUAAUUAUCAUUUGCAGACGGAAGUGUUUUAAAACACAGCUUAACGUGACAAACAAUUCUGCUGAGACGGUUUCUUUAGAGAGAGUUCAAAGUUCGUUAUCUUAGAACAGUGAAUUUAUUACAGAUGAAAGUAUGCUAUAUAUAAGACCACCUGUGUACUCUAUACCUCCACUUGAUUAUGGUCAAUGUCAUAAUUCAAGACCUUGUAGCAGGCAAAACGAAUGCUGAAAUUAGUAGUUACGGAGACAUAGUUGGAUACUAGUAACUAUAUAUUACGAACAGCUUUACAUUUUCAAGUGAAUAGCGCAAGAUGUUAUAUUUAUGAAAAUAUUUGUGCGAUUUGCUGUUAAAUUCAUUUGCUUCGCAUACUAUUUGUAUAUAUUGAUGGAAUCAUUUCACUCAUUUUCCCCUUGCCUCUGAUAAAGAGUCAUUAUCGUAAUUUGAUGAAAGUUUAACGACAAAAUUAUUUUAUGUCUACCUGUGCGAAUUUCAAACGCGCGAUUUUACACCAGAACUUAAAACCUUCCAUCCUUUAUGGGUGGAUUUUACAUAGAUAAAUAAACUCGUAUAAUAAAAAAGCAUAAUGAGGAUGUUAAAUUUGAUGUAUGCCUUUUUGUGCUUCUUUGUUACAUUUGUUUGUUUUUAUAUAGAUUAAGAUGAUAACACAAUGUUGACUGCUGUACCCCUAUUUUGACAUUUUUACCUAUUGUGUUUGUUUGUUUUGUUCACGCAUCGUUGUCAAUAUAAUGGAAUUUGAUGCGACUGUCAUACAAGUGAGAGGUUUAGCUAGCUAUAAAACCAGGUUCAAUCCACCUUUUCCUACAUAAGAAAAUACCUGUACCAAGUCAGGAAUAUGACAGUUGUUAUCCAUUCGUUUGAUGUGGUUGAGCUUUUGAUUUUGCCAUUUGAUUCGGGACUUUCCUUUUUGAAUUUUCCUCGGAGUUCAGUUUUUUUGUGAUUUUACUUUUUAAUAGACUUUGAAUGUUUCAAAUAAACUCAUCAUAUAUACCAGAAUUACAAUUUUGUACGCCAGACGCGCGUUUCGUCUACAAAGGACUCAUCAGUGACGCUCGAAUAAAAAAAGCAUAACCUUUAUAUAGAGAAGAUUGUUUCAAACUUUUUAAAAAAGAUCCAUAUAAACGUUAUGUUAUUAAGACCCAAGCAUAGCAGUUGAAUACAAUUAUAAGAAAACAUUGCAUAUUUUCGGAUAUUUUGCAUUGAAAAACAUCUGGAAACAAAGGAAUUAUACAAGUAUUUACAGCGUAUUUGAAAGACAACAGUUUUACUUUUUAAAAAAAUCUUGUUUUGAUUUGGAAUGUCUUUUCUUUUCAACCUUAAUAAUAUACUCAAUCAUUUGUGAAAAUCCUUCAAAAUUUCAAUUUGAAAACAUCUUUCAUUUGGUUUAUAGUUUACAAAACUAAGAUAUUUUGACGCAAAAACAUUAAGUAGGCAUAUGAAACUGUGAUUCUGUGAAUUAAAGAAAAUGUUUUACAAAA
Molecule: messenger RNA, 2375 nt
Organism: Mytilus californianus (California mussel)
Lineage: Eukaryota; Metazoa; Mollusca; Bivalvia; Mytilida; Mytilidae
Product: signal peptide, CUB and EGF-like domain-containing protein 3
Exons: 8
Coding region: 505-984 (159 amino acids)
Source: RefSeq, a predicted model, not a curated record